This is a messenger RNA of Blepharisma stoltei, 1259 nucleotides long. Lineage: Eukaryota; Ciliophora; Heterotrichea; Heterotrichida; Blepharismidae. The record is from the annotation of a GenBank genome assembly.
AUGGGAACCUGCCAAAUGCAAAUCCAUGAAUUAAAAGAUGCCCUAAUCAUUUGCCAUCCAGCAAAUAAAUUUGAUGACAUGAAAAAAAACCCGGAGUCCUUAUUGAAAACAGUGGUUAUAGAGUCUAAGCUACUUUCACCAGAAAAAGACCCAGAAUUCAAGCAUAUCCAAACAUUUUUUGAACUCCACAGAAAUAAAAUUCAUACUGAAGUGGCUUAUUAUUACCAAAAAAUAAUCAACAGUAACGAAAUAGAAAUCUCUGAGAUAUUCUAAAUUCUAUUGAUUUGCCUAUAAUCUCUGAUCUGUUGCCCUUUUGAUGGAAUGAUAGUAGAUUAUAUUAAAAUAUGCAUCCUCGCUCUUUUUUCUUGAGGGCAUUUCAUGUGACAACUUUAUUUGGUACUGGAGAUCUCAUCGCUUUAAAUCUCUAUCUGGUCAAAAUGACUUUGGCAUGCGAAGUGCUUGUAAGCAAAAUAAUAAGGAUGAAUUAGCCUAUUCAGCUUAGAGAGAUAUAAAUUUUAAAUUUCAUCCUCUGAGAUCAAGGCAAACCAAAUAUUUAAGCUUGCUACUUCCUUACUGCCUUCAUAUAAGUCAUUUGAAUUUAUGGAAUACUGAGCUUGAGAAAAGAGGAGUUCGAUAUAUAACUAAAGUUCUUCAUAAUAUUCCAAACUUAGUAGAGCUUAGUAUUGAAGAAAAUAAUAUAGAUGAAGAAGGAAUUGAAUAUUUUUCAAAAGGAUUAGAAACUCUUAAGUCAUUAAAAGUACUUUCUAUAAGCAGAAAUCGGAUUGGUCUCAAAGGAGCUUUAGGCUUAUCCAAUGCAUUUUCCUCACUCCGGAAACUUGAAAUGAUAUAUCUAGACAACACAGAAAUCACGUCAGAGCAGCUUUCAAUCCUCAGCCAAGGUCUUAAUAAUCUUAUAGACCUCAAAAAGCUCAGCCUGUCUUUCAAUUUACUUGACAAUAAUGGCAUAAAUGUUUUAAGGAGAAUGUUUGACAUUUUGAAAAUCCUCAAUGAAGUCAAUUUAAUAGGAAACAAUAUAAGUGAAACUGAAGUAGAGGGUCCAUGAUUUUUGAUCAGAUAUACUUUUGGCAGUUUAUUGGGAAAAUUGUUGAUUUUUUUAUAGCUUUUGAAAUUUAAAGGUUUUUUUUUUCCCAAGCAAAUACCAUAAUACGAAAACAUUUCGAUCAAAAUAGCAUGUAGCCGAAGUAGAACUUUUGUUACAAGAUUAUAUACAUAUAAAUAUAAAUGUGUGAGCGGGAUAG